Molecule: messenger RNA, 729 nt
Organism: Octopus sinensis (East Asian common octopus)
Lineage: Eukaryota; Metazoa; Mollusca; Cephalopoda; Octopoda; Octopodidae
Product: solute carrier family 35 member F2-like
Biological process (GO): transmembrane transport
Cellular component (GO): membrane
Molecular function (GO): transmembrane transporter activity
Source: RefSeq, a predicted model, not a curated record
AUGAUAAGAAAGCAGAUUCUAUUUGGCUUGUUUCUUGGCCAGUUUGUGUCUUUAGCCAUAUUCGGGACCUCAAUAACAAGCGAAUAUUUGCAAGAAAAAAAUUUUAAUGUUCCUUUAACUCAAAAUGUUUUCUUUUAUUUGAUCAUAUCAAUUUUUACAUGUUCAUACAGUCUCUACAAAAAGUUAAAUUCAAAAAUUUGGAUUGUUUUUAAGUAAGUUUGGUCUCAAACCCUAAGAGAAAAUUGGAUAGCUUUUUUACUAGUUUCAGUAACAGACGUCGAAGGCAAUUAUUUGGUAGUGAAAGCCUACAGUAAUGCAAAUAUAACAAACAUCCAAUUAAAUAUAAAAUUUUAUGGUAUUUCUAAUGUCAUCCAAGAAUAUAUUGUCAAGACUACUAAUACGCUACAAUUCAUGACAAUUUUUAGCACAUUUGGGUUACUUAUAACAGCCGCACAAAUGGUAUAUAUAUCUAAUGCCAGGGGUAUUUUAGAGUAUGAAACACUUAAAAAAGUGCCCUUCAAUGGAUAUAUUGGAGGGGCGAUUGUCGGAUAUACCAGUUGUAUGAUCUUUAUAUAUUCUCUUGUACCUUACGUAAUGAAAUACAGCGGAGCUUUGAUGUUAAAUAUAGGUGUAUUGUCGUCGGAUAUAUUUACGCAUAUCUAUGGGUAUAUACGACUUCAUUAUAAAGAUAAAUUAAUUCCAACUCUUUCAAAAAGAUUCAAAGAAUAA